This is a messenger RNA of Effrenium voratum, 4406 nucleotides long. The record is from the annotation of a GenBank genome assembly. NCBI's taxonomy places the organism in Eukaryota, Dinophyceae, Suessiales, Symbiodiniaceae.
CACACCCGCGUGACGCCUUGACUUUGUGUCGGCAGCUCGGCGAAGCCGAGCUGAGCAUGACGCAAACAUCUCCGCCAUGACGGAAGCCGUAGCCGAGAAUGCAGCCGAGAAUGUGGAGGCUCAAGGGACGCGCCGACCCAGCAGCGCCUUUGAGAAUGAAAUGGACGAGUGGGACAACAGCCUCGAGCGACAGCAGGUCAGGAGCCGCUCCAUGCUGCAGAAGCAGUCUUCACUGAAGCUAUCCCGAGCUUCAACUGGAAAGCUAUCCCGAGCUUCAACCGCAAGGCUUACGACUUCCAAGUCCUGGGGCCGGGCCUCGACUCUGGGAUGGCUGGGCCAGGACGAUGACACCACCUCCGGCAUUCUCGCAGACUUUGUGAAGCGCGAGCGCUCGAAGGCCAAGAACCCCGAGGCCACCUCUCAGCAGUACUUGGAGCGAGUGCUGACUCGUAGCAAGGCGCUCCAAGGCAAAGGGAUGAAGAAGGUCAUGGGCGUGCUUCAGUACGAGCAGCUCUAUGCCAUGAUGAUGGCCAGCGUGGUGCAAGAGUGCAAGGAUCGGGGGCUUUUUGCACGGACUCCCGCCAACUCCUUCAAGCAACAGUGCAAGACCAUCCACCAGCUGAAGCGCCUGACGCUGACGCUGAGCACCGCAGUGCUCAACUGGCACUUCACCUUCCGGCUGUUGAACAGCCCAGUGCGGCCACCUCUCGAGCCGAAGGUUGAGAAGCUGACGCGGCUCUCUGAGUUCUGGAGUGAGGGCCUUUGGAUUCGGAAUGAUCUCAGGCUGCUUGAAGGCGCCCGCGAUGUGUCAGACGAGCGGCCGCGGUACGACCUGUGCUUCGACCUGCAACACCAGGGCCGCUGGGGCGUGCGGAAGCGUGCAGGCACCCUGACGCACCAGCAGCACGAGAAGGCCAAGCUGCUCACCGCGGGCGGGCGCCCAGAAGAUGGCGCGGGUGACGGACGGUUCCCUCCCAAGGAGCUUGAGCCGAUCGCCACCGCGCAGUUGCUCGCUCCGGCUCGCCGGGGUCGGAAGCUCUACUUGGACAAGUGCCGGGAGAAGCAGGUCAUCCCGAGCCCUUUGCUGUUCAUGACGGGCCACACCCACGACCUCAAAGCCAACGGCCAACUCUUUACAGAUGCAGAGCUACUGGCGGCCAUGACUCUGCUGCGCGACGACUUUGCGGUUCACGAGCUGGAUCUCGCGGAGAACGGCUUGCUAACUGACAGGAGCCUGGUGCCCCUCCUGGAGAAGCUGUCGUUGGAGGCGGUGUGUGCAGAGUUGCAGCGCUUGAGCCUCGCUGGCUGCAGGCAGAUGGGCCGCAGCGGCAUCUUCGCCGUGAUCCAGCUGACCGCGCAGGCGCCCAAGCUGCGCGCGCUGAAUUUGACCAACAUCCACUUCAGCACGCACGGCCUGCUGCCACUCUGCCAGGCGAUUGGCAGCCACAAGAGCCUUCGGGAUGUGAGCCUGGCUGGCACAGGACUUGGAAACAACAGCCUCACGCUGCGGUGUCUGGCCAGUCUCUUCAAGAACAAUUUCCUUCGGAAGCUGGACCUCAGCUGGAACCGCUUCAACCACGAGGAGUUCGCGGAGAUGGGCAGGAUCAUCUCGGGAUCGCUGGAGGAGCUGAAGGUGGACUACUGCGCUGCCUACGUCGUGGGCCGCGAUAGCCCCGUGGCGGAGCUGCUCGAAGGCCUGGGGAGCAACACCUACUUGAAGAAGCUGAGCCUCAUCGCCAACCGCGUGGACUUCCGCACGGCGCUGGUCAUCGAGGAUGUGCUGGAUAUGCACCCGGCGCUCAAGGACAUCGACAUGACGGACAACCCGCUGGGGGCUUUGGGCAUGCGUUCCUUGCUGCGGCUGUUGUCGAGAGCGCAGAACGCUCUGAAGCACUUUCGCUCGGAUGGCUGCUAUCAAGGCAUCACAGCGAUGAUGGAGGAAGGCCAAGGCUGUCAAGUUUACUCCUUCACGAACCCUGGCAGCCGGUAUGUGCUGGAUCUCAGCCGGCCAUAUCACCGGAGUUUGCUUCGGAUCCUCUACAAGACAGCCGAGCGAUACAAGCUGACGCUGGAUAAGGCAUUCGAGCUCAUCGAGGCGGAUCCGCCCUACCAGCACGCCAGCAAGCAAAAGGGGAUUUGGCAAGUGCCGUCAGCUGGGCGCGUGGUCUUCAACUUCAGCGUGGAGGCACAAAUCCAAGCCUCACUCUCAGGUGUCGACGAUGACGACUACCUGGGCUUCCUGGACACGCACUUUGAGCUGACCCGCUUUAAGGCGGAUCGCAAGAAGAUCCCAGCGCUCUUUGCCAAGUGGCUGGAGCUUUUAGGCCGGGAGGAGGAUCAGCAUGUCUACCUGGCCGCGCUGGCCAAAGACUUCAACAUGUCCCUGCCCUAUUUGUCCUACCUCUGCAGCAGCGCCCCCGGGUCGGUGCGCCACACCAUGAUGACGAUGUUCCCCACGGUGCCCAGCGACACCCAGUCCCGGUACCUGGCGAUGCUGUGCUUCCCCCGGCUCAGCGACUUCUACGUGUGCUACGGCGCCAUGGAGGCCCUGCUGCUCUUCAACGCGCAGAACGCCACGGGGCACUACAAGCUGGACCUGGGGAACAGUUGUGAGUUCGCGGUGGCCCAGCGUCUGAUCCUCUUGGAUCGCUGGGAGGCCGUGGUGAACAAGCGCCGGGCGCGCUGCGACGUGUCGGCGUCGGCGAACCGCUCGCAGCUGCGCAACGAGACGCAUCAGGGGAGGGACCUCCUGCUGCGCGUCAAAUCGGUCGCGGAGUGGAGCCUGCCGGAGUACGACAUCUUUGAGCUGGACUAUGUGAGCAGCUAUCGCCCACCCGCCAAGGCACAGGCGCUGAGCGACGAGCUUUGGGAAUCGCUGAUGGUCACAAUGUACAACUGCAAGGACACCCGGCCGGAGGAUAAGAUCAAGGCUUUGCGGAGCAUAUCCCACUUGAUCUUUAUCAAAUGCAUGCACAUGCGGCAGAUGGUGGGCUACUUUCAGGAGGCCGAGCACCGCGAGGAGGCCUUUGUGACCUUCUUCAACCGCGUCAUAGACAUGCACAACGCCAAGCAGUUCACCGUCCGCUUCGACAGUGAGGAGGAGCUGAUCAGGCUGAGGUCGCGGUUGGGCUACGUCACCUUCUUCCCCUUCCUGCAGCCCGAGAACGCAAAGUUCGUUCUCAACCUCAAGUACAACGACCAGCGCAUGUGCGCCUCCAUUCUGGUGGACUUAGCGCUGCACGAGAAGUAUGGCAACAUCCGCGAGUAUACCUUGAUCAACGAGGAGGGCAAUGCGGACCCCAUGACGAUGGGUGUCCCCAGAAGUUGGGCGGAUUUUGCCAAAGCGCCCACCACGGGCACCUUCAAGUGCAGAUAUGUGUGCGCGCCAGAGGAUCGACAGGUGGACUACCGGAAGAAGCUGGCGCAGUCCUACGGCUUUAUCAACAGCAUCUUCUCGGAAGCAGACGUGGCCUGGUGGACGGGGCUGAACGAAGUGGGAUCCGACGUGCUGGAUCUCCUGGAGUUCUUCAUCAGCCGCUACAACAACGUCAACGAGGCCUUUCAUCACAUCGAUGGCGGGGUGAAGGAGGGGGAAGGCGGCAACACCACCAGCAACGGCGAGCUGACUCUGCGCGAGUUCGAAGCUGGCCUCCGUGACAUCGGCUGCCACAAGUUCAAAGGCGCCAAUGAGAAGGAGCGAAUCGGUGCCGUCUUCAGGUAUUUGGAUCCUGGCGGUGAAGGCAACGUUUCGCUGCAGGAGUGGCAGAUUCUGGGCCAGCUGUGGAAAGAGUUUGUGCUGAGCAUCCAGGAGUUCGUGCAGUUCCUUUUCUUUGCCUUUGGGGAUGAGUUGGAGUUUGCUUGGGAUGAGCUGGACGAUGAUGGCAGCGGGGAGCUGUCUGAGGACGAGUGGUUCUCCGCGGUGAAGCGCAUAGGAUACUUUGGCCCCGCCCGGGUGGUCUUUGCACUGCUGGACGGCUCUGACGAUGGCAACAUCUCCUGGGAUGAAUUUCAGGAACUGGAAAAGUACAGACCAAAGAAGAAAGAACAGCAAGGCUGAGGCUAUUGCGCAGCCGGGCUGCCUUUCGUGUCUGAAAUAGGCAGAGUCAACGCCAUUGUCACCAAGAGACGGGUCAUGAGCCAAAGCCCGAAGGCUUGCAUCACGCCUGAGCUGUGUAGAGUCGAGGCAGGCAGGAGGAGGGAUUGAAAUCUAGGCGACGGAGCCAUGUUAUGUGGAGAGAACCCUGUCUUUUAGCCAGAGCUUGCCAAGAUAAUUCACAUCGUGGAGCCCCGUGUAGACGAUUAAAUCGUUUGCAAAGGUUUGCAAGGCUCCAGAGUCACCAGAACUCUAGACGCACUUCCUGUGCAAACAACAGCAGCCUGGAUAGCAUAAACAGGACUGGCCAGAC